Pyricularia oryzae 70-15 is the source of this 1954-nucleotide messenger RNA. Its product is annotated as venom protein 2. Gene Ontology annotation, biological process: DNA damage response. NCBI's taxonomy places the organism in Eukaryota, Fungi, Ascomycota, Sordariomycetes, Magnaporthales, Pyriculariaceae. Gene Ontology annotation, cellular component: nucleus; cytoplasm. Bases 291 to 1718 code for a protein of 475 amino acids. Gene Ontology annotation, molecular function: phosphatase activity. The transcript is spliced from 4 exons. The record is from RefSeq and is a predicted model, not a curated record.
GGCGGGUAUUGAAAUGCUACCCCGCGCCUUCCGCGUCUGGAUAGCUUCAAUGCAAUGAUUUCCGCCAAAGACGCGCAGGGCGUUUAAUCGAGAUUAGACCGAGUCUCAUCUAAACCUAGACUGGCCUUCUCCUCCGCUUCAUCCUCGACCAAGCUGAGGAAGUUUAUUGGCGAAGAAAAUAACGGUACGACGUUGAACAUAAUCUGCCAACAUUAAGCCGAGAAAAAAAGGGGUCGACUUUUUGUUGCUUUGCUUUUCUACUUCUUUUGCGCUUAUUGGCAUAGUAACACAUGAUGGAGCACGAUCCCAAGACCCCGGGGUACUCGACCGGCGACAAAACCUCCUUCGCCUACACCUCAGCUCGGGAACGAUGGCCUGUCAUCAUCACACAGGCCAUUGAUGAUGCCUACCGAUCCGUAGCCCAGUGCGACGACCCGGACAAGUCAGGCGAGGGCAAGACAAUUGUCAACGAGCUCGCCCAGCUCAAGUACCAGGUCCAGCACGACCGCCAACUGACACCUAUCCCUGACGAUGGCCGCCCUGACGUCGCCCUCUACAACAAGGAGCUGGAGCAGCUCGGCAAUCCGACAUGGCUAAACAUGAACUGGCUGUACUGCGAAUGCUACCUAUAUCGCCGCAUGCACACCAGCUUCUCCCUCUCACAGCAUUGGAAGGGCUAUGAUGUUUUUGCCCGUCAAAAAAUCAAGACUUUCCGGUCCUCCCGCCCGGCAGUCCUGGAGCUCGCUGCUCGUUAUCAAGACCUGGUUAAGCAGCUAGACGAGCAAAAGGCCAAGGGCGCGGUCGAACCUGCGGCCGAGGAAUUGCUGUUCCGCGAGAUGUGCGAGAUCUGCCUGUGGGGCAAUGCCACGGACCUGUCUCUCCUGACGACCCUUUCCUACGACGACAUUCAGAAGCUGCAGGGCUCCGAGGCCCGCCGUGCUGCCGAGGCCAACAUCCUCGUCAACGAUCUGGGACAAGCGCUUGAGGCCUUGCGCAAGGCCAAGGCCAGCAAGCCUGACCAGGAACGCCGCGUCGAUAUCGUGCUAGACAAUGCCGGGUUUGAGCUGUACGUCGACCUCGUCCUGGCCGGCUACUUGCUGUCGUCGAACCUGGCAACCUGCGUCGUUCUCCACCCCAAGGAGAUGCCCUGGUUCGUGUCCGACGUCAUACCUGCCGACUUUGGCGCCCUCCUGAAUGUGCUCGCCGACCCGCGCGGCUUCUAUGAGACGCAGUCGGAGGACGAGUCGCUGCAGGGCAAGGUUCCCGCGACGCUUUCAGAGACGGAGAUUGAGCAUCUCAAGUUCUUAUUCCAGAACUGGACAGAUCUCUACGCCGAGGGCAAGAUUAUCCUCCGUCCAAAUGCAUUUUGGACCCAUGCCGGCAGCUACUGGAGGCUUCCAGCAGUCGCUCCGGAGCUGUACGAAGAGCUGAAGACCAGCGAACUGGUUAUCUUCAAGGGUGAUCUCAACUACAGGAAGCUCACCGGUGAUGCCACAUGGGACCCCACUACGUCAUUUACCGAAGCUAUCGGUCCGCUCGGUCCUGGCUCGGGCGUCAACGUCCUUGCUCUGCGCACGUGCAAAGCUGACGUCGUUGUUGGACUAAAGCCCGGUGAGGAUGAGAAGCUCCGCGAACAGGACGGCUCUAGCGACACUUCAGCCAGGAAAUGGGCCUGGAGUGGCAAGUACGCCGUCGUGUCCUUCUCGCAUGGAGGCUGAGCGGGCAUAUGUCGCGGACUGGGUUGCCCAUCUAUAGAAGCUUAAGUUUGAGCAUAUUGACGAUAAAGAAACCAUAGAUCGAUGAUAGUGAUGUUUUAAUAUGCAAAGAUAAAAGUGGACAUCUGUAUGUAUAUCUAGGAUGUGUUGAGUCGCAGUCCUAGUCUUGUGCCCAACGAUACAUACCCCUGAGACUGAGAUACAGUAUAGACUUGUACUUUUGGUAAAUGGAAAACGGA